AUGUUGCUGCGACAGAAAUGGUACACACGGGUGGUCCUGCCAUGCUUCGUGGUUCUUUUUGGUGCCUUUGUAUUUACCAUCUGGUUCGGUAUGAACUCUGACCAAGAUAAUGUCCACCCUAUCAUCACCCAACUCAUUCCCGCCGGGCAUUGUACCUGCGAAUACUCGACCACCUUCAACUGUACUUCCUGCUUAGCACCCAUUGACUACCCCAUACGGACCAUGUCAGAGCCCAAGCAGUGGGUCUUUCAAUAUGGUCGAGAUGAUCGCAACGAAGGUCUCAGCGGGAACCAAUGCCGGGCUGCUUUCCCUGGAUUGUUUGAGGAUGUUAAUCGCGCCGUGAAGUACUGGAGGCACCUAGGCGGAUUAACAGAAAAACAAUUGAAUGUGAUCAAUUUGCGAAAUGGUAUGGCAAGGGGAAUGAUAAACGGGGGUGAGCUUUAUGUGGUUGAGACAAGGGCAGCCCAGGAAGACCACCGUCGCAAGAUCCUUGGAAUAUUCAGCUCCAUCUAUCGAGCCCUUCCUGCAGACCGUCGCGGCUUGCCGGAUAUCGAAUUUAUUUUCUCGAUCGAGGAUAGGUUGGAUGAUAUCAAGGGCAGCGGCCAACCUAUUUGGGUGCUUGGGAGGAAAGCAAGCGAGGAGUCCGUUUGGCUGAUGCCAGAUUUUGGCUUUUGGGCAUGGCAUAACCCAAGUGUCGUUAUUGGCACUUACGACGAAGUCGUUAGAAAGAUCGAACAACGAGAAGAUGCGAUCCCUUGGGCGUUGAAACAAAGGAAGCUUGUCUGGAGAGGAAGUUUAAAUUAUGCACCCAAAAUGAGACGGAGACUGCUGGAAGUUGCAAGAGGGAAGACCUGGGGCGAUGUGAAGGAGAUUAUGUGGAGUAGUAAAAAUAACCUGAUCAGCAUGGAGGACCACUGCAAUUAUAUGUUCAUUGCACAUGUCGAAGGCCGAUCCUUCUCCUCAUCCCUCAAAUAUCGACAAACCUGCCGCUCUGUAGUUGUCAGCCACAAAUUGCAGUUUAUCCAGCACCACCACUACCUUCUCCAGGCGGAGGGUCCGCAUCAAAAUUAUGUCGAGGUAGAGCGAGACUUUUCAGACUUGGAGCAGAAGUUGGAGGCCUUGUUGCAGGACAGGGAGCAAACAAAGCGAAUAGCAGACAACAGUGUCAAGGUAUUCCGCAAACGAUAUCUAACCAGGGCUGCGGAUGCAUGUUAUUGGAGAGAAUUGAUAAACGGGUGGGGUACGGUGUUCUCACAUAGCAGUAAUUACAGCCAACCAGAGGUUCAAGGAGGGCUGAGAGCGGCAAGGGGAUAUCGGUACGAAUCUUUUCUAUUAUUACCAAGUGAAGAGAUGAUGGAUCUUUCGCAUCCGAUAUAGAUAGUGUAUAAAUGGAGAUGGGUUGUGCCCUGGUUUGAAUUAUUUGUAAUUGAGCUCUGGCUCAAGGUCGGCCGGCCUCGUCUUAUUGCGGCUUUUAACAUGCUGUAUCAAGCGGCUUGUAACGGCUUGAUUCCGCAACUUCAAAUGAUGGAUGGUGGAAUCACAGUUAAAGGAGU
Histoplasma capsulatum G186AR is the source of this 1553-nucleotide messenger RNA. RefSeq names its product DUF821 domain-containing protein. Lineage: Eukaryota; Fungi; Ascomycota; Eurotiomycetes; Onygenales; Ajellomycetaceae. The record is from RefSeq and is a predicted model, not a curated record. Bases 1 to 1377 code for a protein of 458 amino acids. The transcript is spliced from 2 exons.